This is a messenger RNA of Miscanthus lutarioriparius, 3951 nucleotides long. The record is from the annotation of a GenBank genome assembly. Lineage: Eukaryota; Viridiplantae; Streptophyta; Magnoliopsida; Poales; Poaceae.
AUGAGCACCGUGGACAAGAUGCUGGUCAAGGGGAUUCGGAGCUUCGAUCCGGACAAUAAGAACGUCAUCACCUUCUUCAAGCCGCUCACCCUCAUAGUCGGCCCCAACGGUGCUGGCAAGACCACGAUCAUCGAGUGCCUGAAGCUUUCUUGCACCGGCGAGCUGCCCCCCAACUCCCGCUCUGGCCACACCUUCGUCCACGACCCCAAGGUGUCUGGUGAGACGGAAACAAAAGGACAGAUUAAGCUGCGGUUUAAGACUGCAGCAGGAAAGGAUGUGGUGUGCAUCCGGUCCUUCCAGCUUACCCAAAAGGCAUCAAAGAUGGAGUUUAAGGCAAUUGAAAGCGUCCUCCAGACUAUAAAUCCACACACAGGGGAGAAGGUCUGCCUCAGCUACAGAUGUGCGGACAUGGAUAGAGAGAUUCCUGCCUUAAUGGGUGUUUCUAAGGCUGUACUGGAGAAUGUUAUAUUUGUUCACCAAGAUGAAUCCAAUUGGCCAUUGCAGGACCCGUCAACACUUAAGAAGAAGUUUGAUGACAUCUUCUCUGCCACCCGCUAUACCAAAGCUCUUGAAGUCAUAAAGAAACUUCACAAGGAUCAAAUGCAAGAGAUCAAGACUUUUAGGUUAAAGCUAGAGAACCUUCAGACUGUAAAAGACCAAGCACAUAAGCUGCGUGAAAAUAUUGCUCAAGAUCAAGAAAAGUCAGAUGCCUCAAAAUCUCAGAUGGAGCAACUGAAGGAAAAGAUCCGUGGUAUCGAGAGCGAAAUCCUGCAAAUGGAAACACGUUUGGAUGAAUUGAGAAGACUUCAGGGGCAAAUUAACACCAAGGCAACGGAGAGAAGUACAUUAUUUACGCUUCAGCAGCAACAGUAUGCUGCACUUUCUGAGGAAAAUGAAGAUACUGAUGAGGAACUAAUGGAAUGGCAAACAAAAUUUGAAGAAAGGAUCGUGUUACUAGAAACAAAAAUCAGUAAACUUGGAAGAGAUAUGGAAGAUGAAGCAUCAAAUAGCUCCCGUCUGUCCAAACAAUAUUCUGAAUUAACACAUGAUAUAGGAAAGCUCCAGGCAGAAGCUGAUGCUCACCAGAAUAUGAAGGAUGAACGAGAUAUGGACAUAAAAAAUAUAUUCACUAAACAUAAUCUUGGGCCGGUUCCUGAAUCUCCCUUUACGAAUGAUGUUGCUAUGGACCUUACAAACAUGAUUAAAGCGAGACUCUCAAAUCUUGAGAAUGAUUUGCAGGAGAAGAAGAAAUCCAAUGAAGAUCAGUUAGAUGUUUUGUGGAAACGCUAUCUUAAAAUAAAUGCUCGGUACUCUGAAGUUGAUGGUCAGAUACAAUCUAAGACUGAAUCCAUGUCAGGCAUUUUAAGACGGAGAAAAGAUAAAGAGAAAGAACGUGAUGCUGCAGAAGUGGAGCUUUCAAAACUUAAUCUGCCCCGUAUUGAUGAGAGGGAGAGAUAUAUGCAAAUUGAAGUUGAGAGGAAGACACUUGCCCUUGGAGAAAGAGACUAUGAUUCAAUUAUAAAUCAGAAACGAACAGAAAUGUUUAGUUUGGAUCAGAAAAUAAAAGUACUUCAGCGGGAGAAAGAUACAAUAAAUAGAAAUGCUGAUGAAAGAGUAAAACUGGGUUUGAAGAAGGAUGCAUUGGAAAGCAGCAAGGAUAAGCUCAAUGAGAUAGUUAAUGAGCAUAAGGACAAAAUCAGAAGGGUUCUUAGGGGGAGGCUUCCUUCUGAGAAGGAUAUGAAGAAGGAGAUCAAUCAAGCCUUUUGGCCUGUGGACAAGGAAUACAAUGAGUUAAAAUCAAAAUCCCAGGAAGCAGAGCAAGAACUUAAAUUGACUCAGAGCAAAGUAACUGAUGCUAGAGAACAAUUGACAAAACUUCGAAGAGAGAUGGAUGCAAAGAGAAGAUUCCUGGAAUCGAAACUUCAAUCUAUUUUACAGAUAUCUGCUAACGUUGACAUGUUUCCCAAGGUUCUGCAAGAUGCCAUGAACAAAAGAGAUGAGCAGAAAAGAUUAGAGAAUUUUGCAAAUGGAAUGCGGGAAAUGCUUGCACCUUUUGAACAUUUGGCUCGUCAGAAUCAUGUAUGUCCAUGCUGUGAACGUGCUUUUACACCCGAUGAGGAGGAUGAGUUUGUGAAGAAACAAAGGAUGCAAAACUCAAGUACUGCAGAGAGAUCUAAAGCUCUGGCAAUGAAAUCAUCAGAUGCUGAAGCCAUUUUUCAGCAAUUGGAUAAACUUCGUACUAUCUAUGAUGCUUACAUGAAGCUGGUAGAAGAAACCAUACCUCUAGCAGAGAAAAAUUUGAAUCAACAUUUGGCGGAUGAAAGUCAGAAGGCGCAGACAUUUGAUGAUCUUUUGGGUGUUCUUGCCCAAGUUAAAAUGGACAGGGAUGCAGUGGAAGCCCUGUUACAACCCACUGAUACUAUUGACAGGCAUGUACGUGAAAUACAACAGCUAGUCCAAGAAGUAGAAGAUCUUGAAUAUACACUUGAUUCUAGUGGGCAAGGUGUCAAGUCUUUGGAGGAAAUUCAACUGGAGCUGAACUCUCUGCAGAGAACAAGGGACACAUUGAGUAUCGAAGUGGAUGAUCUUAGGGAUCAGCAUAGAAUUCUAAAUGAAGAUCUGUCAACUGCUCAGGUGAGAUGGCACACUGCUCGGGAAGUGAAGGUGAAAGCUUCAAACAUAUUGGAAAGAUUCCAAAAAUCUGAAAAGGAAUUGGUGGUUCUAGCUGAGGAAAAAGAACAGCUGAUCGUAGAAAAGAAGCUUUUAGAAGAGUCUCUUGAUCCAUUGUCCAAAGAGAGAGAGAGCUUGUUGCAAGAGUAUAAUGCUUUGAAGCAAAGGUUCGAUGAAGAGUAUCAUCAGCUGGCAGAAAGAAAAAGGGACUUCCAGCAAGAACUUGAUGCACUUGGAAGACUCAAUAUGAAGAUCAAAGGGUACUUGGAUUCCAAGAAAAUCGAAAGGCUUAAGGAAUUGCAGGGAAAGCAUGCUCUUUGCUAUUCUCAGUUGCAGAACUGCAAGGCAAAACACAAAGACAUAUCAGCUGAGUUAAACAAGAACAAAGAACUACAGCAGGGCCAGGGACAGUUGAAAAGAAACAUUGAUGACAAUCUCAACUACAGGAAAACAAAGGGUGACGUGGAACGACUUACUCGUGAUAUAGAAUCACUUGAAGAGAGGGUGCUUUCAAUAGGUAGCUCGUCUGCUAUAGAAGCUGAUUUGAAGCGUCAUUCUCAAGAAAAAGAGAGGCUUAAUUCAGAGUUUAACAGGUGUCAAGGAACACUUUCUGUUUAUCAAAGUAAUAUUUCAAAGCACAAACAAGAGCUUAAACAGACACAGUACAAGGAUAUUGAGAAGCGAUAUACUAAUCAACUUCUCCAACUUAAGACAACUGAAAUGGCAAACAAGGACUUGGACAGAUAUUAUACUGCUUUAGACAAGGCUCUUAUGCGGUUCCACAGCAUGAAGAUGGAGGAGAUAAAUAAAAUAAUCAAGGAACUGUGGCAGCAGACAUACAGAGGCCAGGAUAUUGAUUACAUAAGCAUAAAUUCUGAUUCUGAGGGUGCUGGCACUCGAUCAUACAGCUACCGUGUUGUUAUGCAAACGGGUGAUGCUGAGCUGGAAAUGCGAGGGCGCUGCAGUGCUGGUCAGAAGGUUCUUGCUUCUCUUAUAAUCAGACUAGCACUUGCAGAAACUUUCUGUCUGAACUGCGGCAUAUUGGCUUUGGAUGAGCCAACUACGAAUCUAGAUGGUCCAAAUGCGGAGAGCCUUGCUGCUGCUCUGUUGAGAAUAAUGGAAGCCAGGAAAGGGCAGGAGAACUUCCAGUUGAUUGUAAUCACUCAUGACGAGAGAUUUGCCCAUCUUAUUGGUCAAAGGCAGCUUGCUGAGAAGUACUAUCGCGUCUCCAAGGAUGAAAACCAGCACAGCAUAAUUGAAUCCCAAGAGAUAUUUGACUGA